ACAGAGUGAUACUUUUUUGCUGUACGGAUAGAACAACAGCAACAACAACAACAGAAUAGAAGCACGUGUUGACAAUUUGCUGACGUAGGUGAUAUUAGUAAUGUCAUCGGAAGAGCUUAAGAAAGUUUUUGAUGAAAAGAUUCAUGUGGGACAGGAACUACUGGCUUAUUUGACAAAACAUGAUAGUGUUAGAGGCAUUGCGAAAUUAAAGAAAAAAAUUAAUGUAGAAGUUUGUUUUCUCACGAAGGUUUUGAAUUCAGGGCAUGCAAAAAUGGAGCAUGCUCUGACAUCCAACAUUACUUGGUAUGAGGCAUUAAUAUCUGUGAUGAAACUUCAUGAUGAUAUUACUGCAGUUCUUGAAGCAUUUUCAGUGGAACUUGAAACAGGCACUAAAAAACUGUCCAUUGAUAUUGUUGUUAAACAUGGUUAUGAGUGGAUAAAAGUCAUAGCAAAGAAUGCAAGAAAUGUCGUAAGUUCCUUGGAGGGUGAUUGCAGUUAUGGGAAACGAACCUACAUUGAUCAAGCAAAAGAUAUACUUCUGUGUGCAGAGAAACAUGCCCUUUAUUUCAAAACACCUAAGGUUGUUUUUGUGUUUACACGUGGUGUGGAUGAAGAAACUGUGAAGUGCCUUACUGACCUUGGUGUUACAGUUAGGAGUAUAGGAAAUGAAUCUGACUGGUCUGAAAAAAAUAAAGAUGAAUCUAAAGGAACUCUAGAAAAUCAGAAUCAGCAUAACACAACAGUUUUCAGCUGCAGUUCAUUAAAGGAAAACAAAAAUGGUUUGCUAGCACAUGUCAGUGAUAUUCAGUGCCUGAAUCUUGAUGUAACAACUUUACUUGCUUAUGUGUCUGAUUUAACCAAUGGAGGAUGUUACUUUGAUUUUGAUGAUCCUUGUAUUAAUUAUCAAGCUGAGCAGGAAAGGAAAGAACCAUUGAAACCUCUUCUGGACAAACUGUUUGUUGGGAAACAGUUGAUAUGCUGUCAAAGUGCAUAUGAAAGCUUCUCAUCCAUCAUUGAUACAGUUGGUGGUGAAAGUGAGAAGAAAUCUGCAUCACAGUUCAUGGAGAUGGUUUUGGUUGUUAAUGAUAUACUUUCACAAGAAUUUGAAAAUAUUAAAUUAGGUGGAAAAAUUAAGAAACGAUCACUUAUAGUUUUUGCAACAGGGCAUGCUAUGAGAUCAGUAACAGUAACAGCAAAUGAAGGAUUUUGUAGAGCAUCACUCAAUAAGGGUAUUAGAUUUGCUGUGUUUCUGCAUCAACCCAGGGCACUAACUGAAAAUAUGAAAAAAAAAAUUAUAUCACGCAGCAAGACCUAAUUUUCUUCCGUACAAAGGAAAGCAAGAUAAUUGGUAUGUGAAGAGACCUCACUGAAUAUGUCAGUCUAUUUUUGACAGUUGUUAGAGUUUUUUGGUAUUUUCAUAUUUAAUAAUAUUGCCUUAGAGCUAUAACUAUAUACGAUUGGCGUAUAUUUCCGUCUGUGAUAUGCAUUUACACUGCAUUAACAUUUUUUUUUUUUUAUGUUUUGAGGAACUUUUCUUGUACCUGUUGUUUACUGAUUGUCAAAA
Messenger RNA from Schistocerca piceifrons (Central American locust), 1564 nucleotides. Its product is annotated as UPF0415 protein C7orf25 homolog. The transcript is spliced from 8 exons. Lineage: Eukaryota; Metazoa; Arthropoda; Insecta; Orthoptera; Acrididae. The coding region runs from base 101 to 1315 and encodes 404 amino acids. The record is from RefSeq and is a predicted model, not a curated record.